AUCAUUACAAUACGAAUCACACACCUAAACACUCGAAAUGUUUUGCAAAGUACUCAUCGUCGUUGCUUCGCUCGUAGCAGCUAAUGCGCAACAUCAUGGUGAAAGUCAUGGUCACGCCAUUUCCUCUCAGUCGAUCAUCCGACAUGACAUCUCCCAUGAUCAACACAACUACCACCACGUCCAAGCUGCUCCCGUAUAUCAUCACGCUGCACCAGUAGUCCACCAUGUUGCCCCCGUCGUCCACCAUGCUGUUCCAGUCGUCCAACACGUUGCUCCAGCUAUCCACCACGCUCCCAUCUACAGCAGUGAACAUCACGAUUCUCAUGGUCACCAUGAUUACUACGCUCACCCCAAAUACGAGUUCAACUACCAAGUAGCUGAUCACCACACCGGUGACAUCAAGUCUCAGCACGAAGCUCGUGAUGGUGACCACGUCACAGGCUCCUACAGCCUGCACCAGCCCGAUGGUGCCGUGCGCACCGUGCAUUACAACGCUGACAAGCACAGCGGGUUCAACGCUCAAGUAGAAUACUCCGGUCACUCACAACAUGCUCAGCCAGCUCAUCAUAUCCCCCAAUAUCAUCAUUAAUUUAUUAAAUCUUAUUCAUUCUACUAGCGAUAAGUAAUAUAGCAAAUCAAAAUACUAAAAA
This is a messenger RNA of Melitaea cinxia (Glanville fritillary), 650 nucleotides long. RefSeq names its product cuticle protein 7-like. The transcript has 3 exons. The coding region runs from base 38 to 589 and encodes 183 amino acids. NCBI's taxonomy places the organism in Eukaryota, Metazoa, Arthropoda, Insecta, Lepidoptera, Nymphalidae. Gene Ontology annotation, cellular component: extracellular matrix. The record is from RefSeq and is a predicted model, not a curated record.